ACAUCUAUGGUUUAAUACGUAAACUUGGCAUCGCAGCCACAGCUGUUUUGCUAUAUUUUCUCAUUGUCAUAAAUUUGCUAUUUUUUGACUUAUUCGACAAUUAUAUUGUGAAUAAAUAUGGGAAAAUCUAAAGGAAAAAAGAAGGCAGGGCAAAGUUUGCCCACUGAAGGGACACCACCUGAACAAUCAACAUCAAGGCCCGUCCAAUCUGUAGGGCCGUCCCAACUAGGGCAAGGACGCUCUAUUCAACAAGAUCCUUCACAAGAAGGUCUUAGGGCUAGUCAGGGAACGCAGCCUGUCCAUGUCAGCCCUGAACAUGGGCAAGGAUCCUGGAGGCAACAGGAACCCCAAGAAGUACCAGUACAAGUACAGACACUGCAGGGAGGAAGAGGCCAGCAUUGGGGUCAGGGUCGAGGUGCUGGUCAAGGAAGAGCUCAAACUAAAGGUCGCGGGCAUGAGCAACCUCGUUAUUUUUCCCAGGACCAACCUGUGGGUCAAGAUGUAUACAGUCAGGCACCAGGUGGACAACCUCAACAAUUUAUGCCAACACAGCGAGGUCGGGGACAAGGUAUGGGUCAGGGCCGAGGUAGAGGUCAAGGUCAAGGGCAUGAACAACCUGGUCACUUUUCCCAGCACCAACCUGUGGGUUAUGGUCAGGCACCAGAUGGACAACCUCAACAAUUUAUGCCAACACAGCGAGGUCGGGGACAAGGUAUGGGUCAGGCCCGAGGUAGAGGUCAAGGUCAAGGGCAUGAACAACCUGGUCACUUUUCCCAGCACCAACCUGUGGGUUAUGGUCAGGCACCAGAUGGACAACCUGAACAAUUUAUGCCAACACAGCGAGGUCGGGGACGAGGUAUGGGUCAGGCCCGAGGUAGAGGUCAAGGUCAAGGGCAUGAACAACCUGGUCAUUUUUCCCAGCACCAACCUGUGGGUUAUGGUCAGGCACCAGAUGGACAACCUCAACAGUUUAUGCCAACACAGCGAGGUCGGGGACGAGGUAUGGGUCAGGCUCGAGGUGGAGGUCAAGGUCAAGGGUAUAAACAACCCGGUCAUUUUUCCCAGCACCAACCUGUUGGUGAUGAUGUAUACAGUCAGACACCGGGUGGCCAGCCUCCACAAUUGGUAGAAACACAGUUAAUUCAAGAGCGAGGUCAGGAGCGGGGUAUAGGUCAGGAUCAAUGGCAUGAACAACCAGGUAGGCUGCAGACACCUCCACAGCCUCAAACCCAACCCGCAGCACAAGCUGGAGAUCAAGUUGAGGCGAUUAAAAAAACCACUGAGGGCAUGGCUAAUGUCAAACUGGCGGCUUCUGAUGAUUCCGCUGUGGUAUCAAAAGUGAAAAUUGCACCCGGCAGGCAAGGGCGCAUUAUCAAGGUCGAAUCAAAUCAUUUACAACUCUCACUGGGUAAUUUAAAAGAGGUGUUCCAUUACGACGUCAGUAUUCAACCCGACACUCCCAAGAAAUUCAUGCGCCCCGUGGUCGAGUUGUUCCGUAGGAAACGGUUCCCGAAUCGGUAUCCGGCCUACGAUGGUCGAAAGAACAUGAUCACAUCGUUUAUGCUCAGCAACAACAUCUACGACAUCAUCGAGGACGUCAUCGACAUCACGGAGGAAGAUGGACGCACUAAGACAUUCAAGAUCGAGGUGAAAUAUGCUAACACAGUAGACCUGACGCCGCUUAGGAACCUGGAUAAAUCGCCGGUCACGCCGCAGCUCGCCCUCCAGUGCAUUGACAUUAUACUGAGAAGCGCUCCAGUGGCCACAUGCCUGCCCGUCGGCAGGUCAUUUUUUAUCAAGCCCAAUCAGAUUAUCGAUUUGGGACAGGGUAUGGAAAUGUACCACGGCUUCUAUCAGUCGGCGAUUAGGGGUUGGAAGCCGCUGUUGAACGUAGACGUGGCGCACAAGGCUUUCCCAAAAGCGAUUAGGGCGAUUGACGCGCUGGGCGAGCUCUUGAGCACCGGAAGGCAAGAAGUCCGUGUGGACAAUUUAAGAGGUCUGGAUCGAUACCAAACGGAAACCCUCGACAAAUUCAUAAAAACCCUUCGGAUCAAUUAUGAAAUACCCGGCCACCCUGGUACCAAGCGUGGUUACCGAGUGAACGGCACUGAUAAGCCGCCCAGUAUGGCCAAGUUUAAGCACCAGGAACGCACUAUGACUAUUGAGGAGUACUUCAGGACUGUGAAAAACUAUAAGCUAAGGUAUCCGGAUCUGCCUACACUGUGGGUGGGUAGUCACCAACGGGCUGACAAAAUUCUGCUACCUUUGGAAUUAUGCACUAUUGUCGAGGGCCAGGCAUUGAAUAGGAAGAUGACAGAGAUGCAAACUAGCAAGAUGAUUAGAUAUGCAGCCACCGACACUGGUACCCGCAAGUCAAAGAUCAUGAACGGGUUGCAGAGAGCGAAUUAUAACAAUAACGCUUGCGUGCGGGAGUUUGGUAUAUCGGUCGGUAGCGAAUUUCAGAAGUUGGAUGCACGGGUACUUAUGCCCCCCGGAUUGCAAUACGCGCAGUCACGGGUGCAACCUCGGAGAGGGGUGUGGCACAACGAUAAGUUCUUAACGCCAAUGGUCAUUGGCAAGUGGACCAUUGCUAGUGUCGUGCCCCGUUAUGGGCCGCGACCUGACGACUUGAAGCGGAUGGCUGACAUGCUUUUUAAGGCCGCGAGCCAGGUAGGCAUGAGGUUUGGAACGGCCGCACAGGAACCUUUCGUCAGCGUUCAGCCGCGACAGGAUCUCCAAUCGAUCAUCAACUUUUUCAAAGGGCAAAAGGACAAAGACUUCUCUGUCAUAUUCGUUGUGGUACCGGAUAGUGGCCCCCAAUACUCCUUCGUUAAGCAAGCAGCUGAGUUAAAUGUCGGUUGUUUGACACAAUGCAUUAAGUCGGGCACCGUUGGAAGGCGCAUGAACCCCCAAACUGCGCUCAACAUCCUUUUGAAGGUAAAUAGCAAGUUGAACGGCGUGAACCACUCGCUGGCCGAGGCGCCUCCGGUGAUGCGUCGCCCCGUGAUGAUAAUGGGCGCUGAUGUAACCCACCCGGGUCCUGAUGCCACUACCAUACCCAGCGUCGCGGCGGUGACCGCUUCCCACGACCCGAAGGCGUUCCAAUAUAAUAUCUGCUGGCGGCUCCAGUCACCUCGGACAGAAAUCAUCGAAGAUUUGGAAGCGAUUGUGAUCGAGCAGCUAAAAUUCUUCUAUAACAAAACCAAACACAAGCCGGAGGCCAUCGUGUUUUUUAGGGAUGGCGUGUCCGAGGGUCAAUUUGAGCAGGUUCAAAAUGCAGAGAUACGCGCAAUCCGAAGCGCUUGCAAAAAAGUGCAACAACAGGAUUAUGAGCCAAAGAUCACGUUUGUGGUGGUGCAGAAGCGGCACCACACUAGGCUAUUUCCAUUGGAUCCAAGGGAUUCUGAAGACAAGAACACAAAUGUCCCUGCGGGCACGUGCGUCGACACGGUGAUCACUCACCCCUUUAUGCAGGACUUUUAUCUAGUGUCGCACGCCAGCAUUCAGGGGGUGGCCAAACCCACUAAGUACUGCACUCUGUGGGACGACAAUCAUUUGGACAACGAUCAGGUGGAGCAACUGGCGUACUAUCUUUGUCACAUGUUCACCAGAUGUAAUCGGUCCGUCAGUUAUCCUGCCCCCACGUAUUACGCUCAUUUGGCAGCCGCGAGGGCAAAGGUGUACAUCGAAAAUGAUAGACUGAACAUGAACGCCCUAAGGAAGGAAUUUGAACGCUACCAGAUCAAAGACGAGAUUCGUAAAGACCUGCCCAUGUUUUUCGUUUGAGACAUUUUUGAGCUUAUUAAUCUUAUAUGUUAUCCUCUUGUGUGUAUACUAUUCUUUAAUGAAAUUCCUGUCACUUUAAUUAAUGAACAAGAAAAAAUAUAACUCUUCAUAUUUGCUUGAACAUUUAUUUCCCUUUUUCGAUAAUAAAAAAAUUAGUAUGUGGUAAAUAUAUAUUUCAAUAAAUCCUUGUUUACCUGUCA
Messenger RNA from Cylas formicarius (sweet potato weevil), 3986 nucleotides. Its product is annotated as protein argonaute-2-like. Gene Ontology annotation, molecular function: protein binding; RNA binding. Lineage: Eukaryota; Metazoa; Arthropoda; Insecta; Coleoptera; Brentidae. The transcript has 16 exons. The record is from RefSeq and is a predicted model, not a curated record. Bases 118 to 3786 code for a protein of 1222 amino acids.